Molecule: messenger RNA, 2125 nt
Organism: Brassica napus (rape)
Lineage: Eukaryota; Viridiplantae; Streptophyta; Magnoliopsida; Brassicales; Brassicaceae
Exons: 2
Coding region: 1253-1909 (218 amino acids)
Source: RefSeq, a predicted model, not a curated record
UUUUGUGACUUUGAGUCUUGAGUGCUACUUUGAGAACAAAAACUUGGUUUGGUGCUAUCCUAGUGUUUUUCUCUUACAGAAAAUCCAGUUUUUAAAUCCUGGAGAAAACGGUUUAUUAAACAAUUAUGCAGACUACAGAAGAAAGAUUUACAAGAUAUUUUUAACAUGGUGCAAAUAAAUUUGGUUGUCGAAUUGUCUAUAUAAUUUUUUUCAUAUCAUAAUUGUAAGAUCAUAAUAAAUUAGUGUAAAAAAAAAAGUUACAAAAGCUAAAUCUCUUUGGCAAUAUAAAAAGCUGAUACUUGAUGAGCUAAUAGAAGACAAAAAUACAGAUACAGUGGUCUUGCAUAGUUGCACAAGCCGAGCAACGUCAGCAUAUAGUUGUAAGUUGUGUAACUAAACAAAAGAAACAUAAAUUAAAAUCACAUCAUCAUCCCUUUUUCAUGCAAGGAAUUUUUUUUUUUUUUUUUUUUGCAUGCAAGGGUUUAUGAUAUCGUGACAUAAACCCAUAUUUUACAUUUUUUUCGUUUGCCGCUAACAGCAUCAUUUUGAUCAAUAUAUGUACAGUAUAUCAAUGGAACUUCUUUUAUAUAUGUGAAUGGAACUUGAUAUUUGGGUUUGACUAUUAAAACGAGUACUCAACCGUUCCAUCACCCUUGGUAUAUAGGAUUUUCAUUAUUUUAUACAAACUUGAGUUACGUGUUUGACAAAAACUGCGUUAACAUUCCACUGUUUUAACUUUCACGGCUAUUCCACUUUUUGUUUGUAACAUGGUUUGCUACGCAGUGCUGUACUUUAACAAGUACCUCUGAUCUCCAAUGUACCAAAUCCAAUCUAUUACCAAAGCUUCAUCAUCGUAACGUAUCAUUACAGACAUAUAACAAUUCGAAAGUAAAUAAGGCCGUUGACAACAAAAAACAUACACAUCCAAAGUCAAAUUUGAUGUUGUACAAUUUGUAUUCCAACCUAGAAGUUUGUUUACAAACACGCAAGAAACAAAAAUAUCAAACGAGGUUUUCUUCUCUAAUGUCAAUAUCAUUGACUCGAUCAAAAGAAAUGCCAACUAAAAUAUUUCUUUAAUCCCGUGAUCAACAAACAAAAUACUUUCAAAUAAAGACCAGAACUUUCUACCUCCCUUCCUAAUAACACAACUUACAUUUUUUCCCUUUAUAAUCUCGAUGAAAAGAGAAGUUACAUAUAAAACUAUACAACAAGACUAAAACACUCUUAUCAGAUAUCUAUUUAGCUUUGAAUCAUGGAAGUUAACGGUGGAGAAGAUCAAUACGAAGAAGCAUCAGAGUGGUUUGUAAAGUAUUUAAAUCGUCAAGGUGAUUGGUUAGAAAAGACCAGAGGAAAUCUAAUGGUUGCAGCGACAGUUAUAGCUGGUAUGAGUUUUCAAGUUAUGGUUAGUCCUCCUGGUGGUGUAUGGCAGAGUGAUAUUUGUUCUUCCGGUGAUCAAACCGGUGGUACCGUACCGGUUUGUACGGCAAAAGCGGGAACUUCGGUAUUGGAGCACGAGAGUUCGAAACGUGGACUCUAUCUUGGAAUGGUUAUUAGCAGUACAGUUUCGUUUUCUGCCUCCAUGAGCCUCAUUCUACUUGUCAUCAGUGGAUUACGACUCAGGAACCGGAUGAUAAUGGCGAUCCUAGUGACAUUUAUGGUACUAGCGGUUCUUUGCAUAUCGGCGGCGUUUUUCUUCGCUGUCGCAUUGGUUCAGUAUGAAGAUGAUAAAAUCAUCUAUAUACUAAUGGUUUAUGUGGGAUUCUGGAUCGUGUUUCCUGUUAUAAUACUUGUAAGCCAACUAGUUCGGUUUUUAGGUUGGCUUAUUUGUUUCAUAUGUUGUUGUUGUUGUCCACGUCGACGACGGUCCCCUCGACGGCUGUUGCCAGUGACUCCAUCUCCUGCCCAUUAACGCAGAAGACGAACAUGUGGCUCAAACCCACAUAUGAAAUGAGCUAUGGUGUUACUAGUGCAAUCACUAGAAUAAAAGUCUCCCGUGCAUAUCCCUUAUAUAUUAAUUGAGAAACAUUUGAAAAGAUGUAACCUCAAUUUUGUAUUAAUUAAAAGAUGCCCCAAUGCAUAGGUGGCACUCAAUUAGGUAGUCAAUUACAUUCAAUUGAAAAAUAAG